AUGGUAAAGAAUUGUCCGCUGGCCUGGAUGAAAAGAAUACGAGGAGCCAAGCGUGCUGUGCUUCGAAGACUAAGACUCGUCCCUAAAACUUCGUACCAGGGCAUCCAGGCUCACUGGCUAUCGUCUUCGGAGGGAAGAAGGGAGUCUUCGUUCAUGCUGGGCUGCUUGCUGGGAAGCCCUUGCGCCCGUAAGCUCAUGGAAGAGGACCACGCUAGCUUCUCUCCGUCUUGGAGAGGUGACACUUCACCUCAGCCCUGCUUCGCUGGUGCUCUGUAUGGCUCCAUCCACACGCGGGUGGUAAAUGGUGACAUCUCCGACUGCAGAGCAAAGGAUGAGGCGUCGUCCUCGUCCUCCUCGUCGUUGUUGAUGUUGCUUGCCGUUGUGGCUGUCGUUGUCGUUCGAACAAGCAACAAAAGCGGACAUUUUUACUCAGCGGCGUCCCGUGAUCUACAGGAAGUUGACAAGAACGUCGACCAGCAUUUCAAGAUAUAA
Molecule: messenger RNA, 492 nt
Organism: Nannizzia gypsea CBS 118893
Lineage: Eukaryota; Fungi; Ascomycota; Eurotiomycetes; Onygenales; Arthrodermataceae
Exons: 2
Coding region: 1-492 (163 amino acids)
Source: RefSeq, a predicted model, not a curated record